AUGGCGUCGCAUACCAGAGAAGGCUCGGUGAUCAAAUCGGCGAUAUCCACGCUUAAAGACGACAGAAUUGGGCCCUGGACGCUUGGCGCGACGCUGGGCUCCGGGAGCACCGGUAGAGUAGUAAUGGCGCAAAACGUCGAGUCUGGGCAGCAAGCCGCGGUUAAGGUGGUGUCCAAAGCGAUUUUCAACGGACAGAACAACGCGACAUCGACCAUCGUCGGGUGUAGCGACCCGGACGUUCUGCCGUACGGCAUCGAGCGUGAGAUCAUUAUCAUGAAGCUGCUGAACCACUCGAACGUGCUGCGGCUUUACGACGUGUGGGAGACCAACAAGACGCUUUACAUGGUUCUCGAAUACGUCGAGAAGGGCGAGCUUUUCAAUUUGCUCGUGGAACGCGGCCCGUUGCCCGAAAACGAGGCGGUCCGGUUUUUCCGUCAAAUCAUCAUUGGGAUCUCGUAUUGCCACGCGCUAGGCAUUGUGCACCGCGAUCUGAAGCCCGAAAACCUGCUGCUGGACCACAAAUUCAACAUCAAGAUCGCCGACUUUGGAAUGGCCGCCCUGGAAAGCAAGGACAAAUUGCUCGAGACCUCGUGCGGGUCGCCGCAUUACGCAGCGCCCGAGAUCGUCUCGGGAUUGCCGUACCAUGGCUUUGAGAGCGAUGUGUGGUCCUGCGGUGUAAUUUUGUUUGCACUGCUGACGGGCCGGUUGCCCUUCGACGAAGAAGACGGCAACAUACGGAACCUGCUGCUCAAGGUUCAGAGCGGUCACUUCGAAAUGCCACAAGAUGAUGAGAUCUCGGAAGAAGCGCAAGACCUGAUUUCUAAGAUUUUGGUCGUGGAUCCCGCAAGCAGGAUCAAGACCAGAGAAAUUCUCAGACACCCGCUGCUCCAAAAAUAUCCAAGCAUAAAGGACUCCAAAAGUAUCAGAAACCUGCCGCGCGAGGACACUUACCUGAACCCUCUCGAGAACGUGAACGGGGUUAUCAACGACGCCAUUUUAGACAAUUUAGUGGUGCUGUGGCACGGCAGGAAUCGCGACGAGAUUGUACAGAAACUACGGGAGCCGGGCGCCAAUCUUGAGAAAACUUUUUACGCCCUACUUCAUCGUUUCAAGCACGAUAGCCAUCAAGAACAGAUCAAGCAGAAACGCGUGAGCGGCACCUUCGGCAGUUCACCUAGCAAAGCCGCCGUCCGCCGUUCUAACUCAAGGAGGUCCGUCAACAGUACAGUAACUCCAAAGAAAAAAAACAAGGCGCCGGUAAUAAGUGCAUCGUCUUCCCAUAAGCGGCCUGUUUCUUUCAGCAAGCUGCCUACAUUAAACACACCAACCUCGAAGAAUAAGAGAUCCUCGGUGAAUAUAUCCUCGAAGAAAAGAGCCUCUGCUCUUGUAAACGUCAAUGCUUCGCCAACUCCCAUGAACAAGAGAAUGUCACUCAAAGACGUCGAUUUAGCUGCACAUCCAAUACCGGUUGAUAUGCUGAAGGACUAUGGCGUUGCCAAUUCUAAGGCAACCAAGCGGUCUUCUAAGAUCACCAAAAGACUUUCCUUCUUACCUGCAGGCAAAAGGGGGUCCAUGACUACGAAGCUAAUUGCCACAUACGCCAAGAUAUCAGAGGAAGACGAUUGGGAAUUUAUUGAGAAGGAAACCCGGAGAACAAGCGCUGAUUUUGCGACGCUAUGUGAUCAAAUCUUCGAACAUGAAAAGUUCGAGCAAAUAAGGAAGGAAAAGGAAGAAUUGGAAAGACGUGUUAAUGAAGCGAGAGAAAAAGAAGAGCGCGAAAAGCGUGAGCGUGAAGAGAAACAAAGGCUAAAACAAGAAGGGGAAAGACUGGAGCAAGAACGACUCGCCAAGGAACACGAAGACCGGCAGAGGGACUUGCAAGAGCAACUUGACGAGGAAAUCAGAAAACUAAAGGCUGAUUAUGAAAAUUCGAAUAACGUCAGCUCGCAAAUUCGUUCGAUUUCUGCUCCAGUGGACAAUCACGUAAAAUCAAAAAACAGAACAUCAAACGCGGAACUAGAGAAAGAAGUGAAUGAUUUACUAAACAGGCGAACCUUCUCUCUGGAUCCACGUCCUGUUUCCAGACUAGACCCCGGCAUGGUUACCACUGGCAGAGAUGAUGUUGACAGUGGUGAGGAGAAGAGUCUAGCCAUGGAAAAGAGCAUUUUAGAGACUAUUAGGCGCUCCAAAUUUUUAGGCUCGUCUUUUGAUAUCAAAAAGGAGCUUGAAAGAAGUAGGAGAAUGGCAGAGGAAAAGCCCAGAGUAGAGUCUGAUAGGAAUGACCAACGUUUUGCUUCGUCGGCGACUACUAGUUCUACCACGAAUCAUGCUUUCGAAUCUCAAGCUCUUCCAAAAAAUGCCGCUGCCAAACCUACGGUUGAAGAUCACGUAACGGACCCACGAAAAAUAUCUGACGUUCGUGUUCCGCAAUUUACCAGGCGGUCGAGACAUUUUACCUCCUCCAACAAAAGACUUUCUGUUCUCUCUCUGUAUUCCUCUAAAGCGUCGUACACAAACUUAGCUGACCACUUGAGAGGCGGUACAGAACUGAAUCCUAUGAAUGUCAGUGCUCCGUCGAGUGCAAAAGUCAGCCAAGAGGCAGAGUUCAUGUUUGAGAGUGUUGAUGGAGAAGGCAGGGAUACAGCAGAAACUUCAGCGGACAGCAGACUUUAUGAAAUUUCGGAGGCUUUGGACUCCAAGACACCUUCGAAAUCUGCCAUCAAGCUAAACUUUGCUGACAGAUUUGCCGAUGACAAAUUUAAGAGUGGGAGUGAUGAUGACACGGACAUGUUGCCAACGUUACCCCCAUUGGAUAAGAGUAAAUCGGGCAAAAUCAACGGUCUGGGCAUAUAUCAGCCUUCGAAAUCAUCAGACGAGAAUUUGUCUGAUGGAGAGGCUCGUAAGGCUAAUCCCCGCUCAACAAUACAAGAAAAGGAUUCUCAAGAUGCCAAGGAAACGAAGGAAAUCCCCUCUGAAAAGCCUUCAGUUCCAUCCAAAAAGCCAGCAAUUCAACGUCCAAAACAGGCUGAUAAAGUUAAACAGCCAGGGUCAAAUAGAAUGCCUUUAACUGACAUUACACCUACUGUUGAAAAGAGAAGGAACAAAUCAUUAUUCGGGAAACUUUCUAAGGGUAAUGAUGGCAAAGUUCCAAUGACCAAAAAUAGCAAGCUCAACACAACGGUACCAGAAGACCAAAUGUUCAACGCAUUGACGAAACUGCUUCUUUCCUGGAAAGACUACGGUCUCAAGGAUGUACGAUCCGUGGCUUCUAAACGAAUCAUCACUGGCAAACUAAGCAGUGAAAACCUUUUUUCCUUAAGAUCGACACUCUUUGAAAUUAACGUCUCAGAACGCGGUACAGGCUCCUGUAUUAAUUUCACUAAACAUUCCGGUUCCAGCAAGACACUAGGAAGACUAAUCAAGGAAAUCGAGAAAAUCCUAGAGUCGAAAAACGUCCUUGUUUUCAGUAACUAA
This is a messenger RNA of Lachancea mirantina, 3474 nucleotides long. The record is from the annotation of a GenBank genome assembly. Lineage: Eukaryota; Fungi; Ascomycota; Saccharomycetes; Saccharomycetales; Saccharomycetaceae.